AUGAGUGGCGCCAGCGGCUCAAACGUUGAACUUGCAUCGGAUGGCGUGGUGGAGAGAUUUACCGAAGCCGUAAAACAACACCCCUGUGUGUACGACACUAAGCGACUCGAUUUCAGGGACCAACAGCGCAAAGAGAACGUGUGGGAACAGAUACGGCAGAGCAGCGGUCUCUCUACAGGUGAGUUGUGCUCGGCUUCAUUUGCACGUUUCUCGGCCGAAGCAUGCCACUUGCUGCAUGCACCGUACUGUUUGAUCGAUAUUUUUUGUCCCUCCUUUCCGUUUGUAGUUGAAGAAUGCCACAAGUUGUGGAAUAAGCUCCGAGAUCGCUUUACCCGCGAACUCAAAGCAAUCGAGCUCGCAACGAGGAGCGGCAGCGCCUACGUCGCGAGGCAGACGUGGGAGUUUGCCGAUGCAAUGAGCUUCUACAAGAACUGUGGUCGUCCCAGAAAGACUACCUGCAACGUGGGCUCAGGUGCCGUGCCAAAAGGUGAUGACAGCGGCUCAACAGCAGAAGAAAUCUUUAACGCAAUACAAGGUAACUCGUCAGCACCAUCGCCCAUCGCCAAUGCUGAUGACUCGGAGCCUGCAGCAGCUAGUCCUGGUCAACCUGCCAGUCAGGAAGACUUCACAGUGAGCGAGCCACCAUCAAAACGGUCAAAGAAAGGAAGGAGUUGCGACUACUUCGAGGAGCAGCUCCUCUCACAGCUCGGCAAACACGCCACAGAAAACGAGGCUUUCGGGCAGUCUAUUGCCAUGAGCCUUGACAGGAUGCCAACGAGAAUUGCCUCUCGCUUUAAGGUUAAAAUAAUGGAACUCUUAGCAGAAUUUGACCAGUAUGAGGCAGAAUAUUAAGGUAUACUUUUUGAAGCGUAGGUGACAGCAAAUACAUUAUUUGCACUUUGUUUCUUUUGAUAACCUGAAGGACAUUGCAGUUCCUUCUUUUUCUUUCAUUUCCUGCCAUGCAGUGCAGUUUCCUGAUAUCAUUGUGUUCAUGUUCGUAUUGUUUAGUCAGCUGCAGAGCUGUGAUAUAUUUGUUGUUUGACUGUUGACCUGUUUCACUGUGAGUAUUGCAAGUUUCAAUGUAGUUAGUAGUCUCCUGCCUCUUUCACCGCUUCAUUUCUUCGCAAUGCAAGGUGCAAUGCAAUGCAAGGUGCAAUGCGCUUUGUUUCUUUUGGUAACCUGAAGGACAUUGCAGUUCCUUCUUUUUUUUUCAUUUCCUGCCAUGCAGUGCAGUUUCCUGAUAUCAUUGUGUUCAUGUUUCUGUUGUUUUAGUCAGCUGCAUAACUGUGAUAUAUUUGUUGUUUGACUGUUGACUUGUUUCACUGCAAGUAUUGCAAGUUUCAAUGUAGUUAGUAGUCUCCUGCCUCUUUCACCGCUUCAUUUCUUCGCAAUGCAAGGUGUGUGUGAUAUCCUGGUAACUUAAAAGCAUUUUUUUUUUUUCAGCGCAGAAUUAGACAGCACAUAGGAAAGGGACACACGCAGCAGAAAGCCGAGUCCUGUGUUUGUCCUGCUUGUGUUUGUUUCCUACACACUGUCUAAUUUUACGCUGGAAAAUGCUUUCGAAUCACCGAGACCAAAUAGCACAUCUUUAUACUCUUGCAAGUGAUCUCGUGCUUUGAGACUUCUAUUGAUGGCAAACAAAAAGGAAAAGAGGCCCCCUGCUGAAAUUCCACCAUAUGUUUACUCACAGAGCACAUGUUGAUUUAUAUGUCAAAUGCCUUCCGCAAUAUAAUCCUACACACCUUGAUGUGUUCAAACUAAACGUUAUAUACGAAAACAGUUCAAUAACAUGGUACAUGAAACAAGCACACAACUUUAUGUGGUAUGCCUGUACUAGAAGCAGGAACACAAAUGUUACAAGAACCGUCGCAACACGCGUGUUAUAUGUCACUGGUGCAAACCAUGUAUAACUCCUGAACUGACCGAUCACGAGAUUGAUAAAUGAAGUUUCACAUUUUGA
Molecule: messenger RNA, 1960 nt
Organism: Dermacentor andersoni
Lineage: Eukaryota; Metazoa; Arthropoda; Arachnida; Ixodida; Ixodidae
Source: RefSeq, a predicted model, not a curated record